UUUAAAUCAAAAUUUUGAAAAUCAAAUAUAAUUUUUGUGUUGAGUUUUAGUUUGAAAUUAAGCCAUGAUUUCGAUGUUUAGAUCAAAUCAAUGGCUUUUAAAUGCAAACAAAUGCUUAAAAGUAAAUACAAAUGGCAUUGCAUUAAAAGACAUCGGAAGGACUUUCACGAAGAAAGUGAUGACAAGAAAUGAUAAUUUGGUCGACAAUCCAAACAUUAAAUCAUUGGUCAAACCAUUUCUCUUCACAGUUGGGUUUAGCGGAACUGUAUAUACGGUGUCUAUUGUCUACAAUUAUGAGAACUCGCUCUCAAGACUGCCAUUCAGUAAAUGGAAACGAGAUUUGCAUUCAUUUCAAGACAAUUACGGUAACAGAAAGGCUGGAACUCUGAGGAAUGAAUUGAAUCAGUGGUGGAACUCAAGAACCACUGGAUUUAAAGUAUUUUCAUCGAUCGCUGCCAUCAAUAUAUUGGUAUUCAUUGGUUGGAAAAUACCAAGACUUCAGCACUUUAUGUCCAAACACUUUAUGACUUAUACCACAAGCAUUUUGCAUUCAUUCACUCAAAUCGGUGUCAAUACCUUCGGAACCGAACAGUUCAUCGCUUUGUAUCUAAGCUCAGGUGUAAUCUCUUCUUUCGGGAGUUAUUUGGCAAAAGUAUUGACUAAAAAAAGUGCCGCCUCUUUGGGAGCUUCCGGAGCCAUUCUAGGGAUCCUCUCGUCGUGUUGUAUAGCAAGACCUGAAUUGGAAUUAGUUAUCAUAUUUCUGCCAUUUUUUACCAUUUCUGCGGGAAUGGCAUUGAAAGGCAUUAUUCUCAUGGAUAGCGCUGGCCUAGUAUUAGGCUGGAAAUUGUUUGACCAUGGUGCACAUCUGGCCGGCACUUUGUUUGGCAUUUGGUACGCAACCAAUGGACUAAAUGUUAUUUCACAACACAAACCAAAAGUAAUUGAAGUUUGGCAACAAAUUAGG
This is a messenger RNA of Medioppia subpectinata, 964 nucleotides long. The record is from the annotation of a GenBank genome assembly. Lineage: Eukaryota; Metazoa; Arthropoda; Arachnida; Sarcoptiformes; Oppiidae.